AGUGCUAUCUAUCGAGGAAAGCUUGUGAUCAAUUUUUAUCAAUUUUCAUUUCGUACCAAUAGCCAUUGUUCAUCCUGCAAAAAUAUUUUCAAAGAUAGUUAAGCAUCUUGAAAAAAGAUUUCACCGAGACUUAUGAUAGAAAAAGGAAGAUGAAGGAAAGAAUGAAGUGUAUAGUGCGGGCCAUCAACCUAUCAGUUCCAAACAAGCCAAAGCAGAUACAGAAACUUGUCAGUGCAGAACUAGUGGAAUCGUGUCCCCAUUUUGAACAUGGAAGUUCUUCUUAUUGGACCCCGAAGCCAGUUAACAUUAAAAUUUGUACGAGAAAGGAUAUGGAAAGAAUAUGUCCACCAAAGAUAUGCGUGUGUCCAUCGAAACCAAAGCCCAGGACGAGAAAUCAAAUAUUUUUCCAAAUGGUAGGUUUUAUAUUGAAAAGUGCUAUCGUAAGCACUCUUUUCUAUUGGAUGUACACGGAUGGUACAUUGCCAUUUUUCCCAGACAUUGACAAAGUAAAUACACGUAGCAUUCUUCGUGGUUGCUGCUUUAUUCGCAUUAUUAUCAAUAUACCACGAUUAGAAAACGCAAGGUACUCGUUAGUUCAAAAAUAUAAUCGUGCGGUUUUUAGGAUCAUGAAUGUUCUCGUCGAAAUACCACAAAAAGCUCAUCGAAAGCUAUCGACUGUUCUCUUUAGGCAAGAAAAGACGAGUGAAGAAACGAUCGAGAAUGAUUAUACUGACAAGGGAUAA
Polistes canadensis is the source of this 743-nucleotide messenger RNA. RefSeq lists its product as uncharacterized. The record is from RefSeq and is a predicted model, not a curated record. Bases 150 to 743 code for a protein of 197 amino acids. NCBI's taxonomy places the organism in Eukaryota, Metazoa, Arthropoda, Insecta, Hymenoptera, Vespidae. The transcript is spliced from 3 exons.